Paraglomus brasilianum is the source of this 231-nucleotide messenger RNA. Lineage: Eukaryota; Fungi; Glomeromycota; Glomeromycetes; Paraglomerales; Paraglomeraceae. The record is from the annotation of a GenBank genome assembly.
AUGUUGAAUAAUUAUCUAUAUCCUAAUUUGGUCAAACAUCUAGAAUUUGAUGACGCCCAAUCUAAUACUGCAAAUAAACGAGAGCUGGAAACUAAUCUAUUCGAUUCUCUUGCCAAUAAAGUCUACGAGCAAGAAAAUAGAGAAAUUGACUUUGCUUUUGCAAAAAGACGCUGGUUAUUAAGAACAACCGGAAAGAGGACUGAACCCUGCCAAUAUACCAAAGAGGAUUAA